This is a messenger RNA of Podarcis muralis (Common wall lizard), 2242 nucleotides long. Lineage: Eukaryota; Metazoa; Chordata; Lepidosauria; Squamata; Lacertidae. The record is from RefSeq and is a predicted model, not a curated record.
CUUAAGUGUGGCAAUUUUAAAUUGCAAAUUACUUUUCGGCCGAAUUUAAUACUCACAAUUACCGUCUGUGUGCCGCGGCGGAGGAGGGAACAAUUAUACUAAUUAGCGAUUCACUGCCUGGGGCCCCUGCUGCCGCGGGGAGUAAUACUAUUAAAUUAACAAUUAAUAGCUGCUGAAUUGCGCUAGCAGCCGCUGCAAAUUAAACCAGGAAGGGGAAGCACAGGCAGCCAGGCAACCUAGGGGUCACUCAAUCGGUCGGAGCUUGGGGGUUAAUUUGCCUAAAUCCCCCCUCACUUAACAGCUGGGCCUUUCUGGUCACAGCUAGCCUUCGCGAAGUGGUUAACAAACAGUGUGCAAUUGGGCAGCAAGUAGUUUAGGUUCAUUGGGGAAUGUGGUGACCGUUGGAUAUUAAUUAAUAAUUACUAUCCGUUAUAUAAUAAUAAUUAUUGAGUUGGGAUAAAUAAUAAAUAUACUUAAACUUAUAUAAAAGCAGAGAAUCAGAUAUAUAACUACUAAAUAGAACAUAGUAGCAAUAUAUUCAAAUAGCAAAGAAAACCGGUAUAUAUAUACAUACAUAAUUGUAUAAAUAUCUGAACAAGUUUCUGCGAAAGUGUCUAUUUAGCUCAAGCAUUUAAAACUUGGAUAAGCAGGUAUGGCUUCUGGCGGAAACCAGCAGUCCUCCACUGGCAGCAACCAGCCGGCCCCCUCCACAAGUAACGAUGGCGCUCAGACAGCAGUUAUAACUUGUGAUCCGCAAACUUUAAGUCAGUUUUUCAGGGUGUUCGAAACUCUUUAUAGACAGUGUAGACCUGGGUCGUCGGCGUUGCCAGCGCUAGAGCCAAUGCAGGACGUAAUACCUGAUACUCCACCCCCCAACCGGGGCCUGUCAGAUUCCUCAGCCGCAGCGACGGCCGGGGCCCAACAGCGUCCAUCAGCAGCUGGUGCCCAGGCGCCUGCACCGACAGCCGGUGCUCAGCCAGAUGCCACAGCUAGUGGGCGAUCCAGUACGCGGGCGCAAUCUGCCCGCUCUAGAAAAUCCACGCAGGCUACCAGUAAGGGCAAGGCCCCAGCAAAGGGCAAAGGUAAGGGGAAGGCACCCAAGAAAGGGAGCGGCGGUAACACCGUCUCUCAAGCUAUAGGUACGCCAAGUGUCUUUCAGGAGCAGCAGGUGCACAGUUCCACCGAGGACAGUGCGGGUUCUGGCUCCGAAGGGGAACCGGUGGAGAAUCAGCCAUCUCGCUCAGCGGCCGACGCCAACGCCAGUAUGCCGCAAGGGGGUAAGAGGAAGUCCAAAAAGAAGCACACGUCGGCUAAGAAGAAGAGGAGCAGGCAUUCGGACACCGAGGAGGAGGAAUCAGGUACGUCCUCUUCAGAUUCUGAUUCUGAAGGGCCUAUGGAUGGUUAUUGGGGUAUUGGGGAGUCGAAUCAUGGGAUCCCCCUAUGGGCUCAUGAAAGGAGGGCCAAUUCCCACCGUAAGGUUUUUAACGGGGUGCUGUAUUGGAAGGAUGGGGCAUUGGUGGAGGACGUUAAGGUUGCUACCAAUCAGCCCACAGACUUCAUUCUGGGAAACCACUUAUCACAAAGGAAGAGGAAUAAAAUCCUCAAUGGGGAUUACGUGGAUUUGUUUACCCUACUCCCCCCAACAAAAAUUACAGGAAAAGGUGAGAAAAGACGCUCUUAUGGCAGAAGGAGGUAUAGAACGCCCAGGGCGGAACGCACAUUCGAGAAUUGGUUAGACGGGUACCAGGUUUUUAUGGGUGUAGUUUGUGCAGCCUAUCCCCACCGCGCCAUGGAUUUAGUGGCUUACCAGGCUCAUGUGAGGCGUGCGCGGGCUCUGGCAGGCGAAAGUGCUGCAUUGACGUACGACGAGAACUUCCGAAGGAAUGCUUCUCUCCACCCCACCACUCGAUGGGACCUCACAGAUCCUAACUACUGGGGCGAGGAUGUAAACCCCUACAUCGAGAAGAAAAGUCAGGAGGCAGCGAAAGUUGGUAAGAUUGAGCCAAAGAAACGUCGGCAAUGCUGGGAGUUUAACAGGGGUGUAUGCUCUCGCCCCUUUUGUAAGUAUUUACACGAAUGUGAGCAAUGCUGGGGUAAUCACCCCGCUUCCGCGUGCUUCAAAAAUAAGCAUCAGCCCUUUCGGGGGGGCAGGGGGUACUUCCUUAACAAUCCCAGAGGUUCCCCCGGUGCAUCCCGUCAAGGUCCCAGCAAUCGCCAGUAACACCGACCUAGGUUUGGCAUU